AUGGCGACCCAAGUAGCAUCGACGACACAACGUCCCGUGAGGAUCGGCACGCGCAAGUCUAUGCUCGCAAGAGUGCAGACUGACAUUGUGUGCAAAGAGCUGCGCAAGGCAUGGCCCGACCGUCAGUAUGAGAUCCACGCCAUGAGCACAAUGGGCGACAACAACCAGACCACUGCGCUGCAUGAGUUCAAUGCAAAGGCUUUGUGGACCCACGAGCUCGAGGCUCUGCUGGAGAAUGGUGACUUGGAUCUCAUUGUCCACAGUCUGAAGGACAUGCCCACCCAGCUCCCUCCAUCCAUGAGCAUCGGCUGCAUCUUCCCCCGCGAGGACCCUCGUGACGCCCUCGUCGUCAAGCCCACCUUCCCCUACAAGUCCCUCGCCCAGUUGCCUGAAGGCUCCGUCAUUGGCACCUCCUCCGUACGCCGUUCCGCCCAGCUCAAGCGUCUAUACCCGACCCUCAAAUUCGCCGAUGUCCGCGGCAACGUCGGCACCCGUCUUGCCAAACUCGACAAUCCCGAGGGCGAAUACACCGCCCUCAUUCUGGCCGCAGCAGGCCUCUCCCGCCUCGGCAUGUCCGACCGCAUCACCAGCUACCUCGAUAAAGCAACAGGCGGUAUCCUGCACGCAGUAGGCCAAGGUGCGUUGGGCAUCGAAGUCCGCUCCGACGACGAGGACGUUAAGAAACUGCUUUCGGCCGUUGGCUGCGAGUGGACCACCCGCGCCUGUCUCGCCGAGCGCAGUCUGAUGCGCACCCUCGAGGGCGGCUGCAGUGUACCCAUUGGCGUCGAGACCGAGUGGGUGCGCAAGAACGGCUCCGAGUUCACCGAGACUCUGAUCAUGCGUGCGCUUGUUGUCAGUUUGGAUGGUCAGAGGCACGUUGAGACCGAGAUGCAGCGACGCAUCACCAGCAGAGAAGAGGCCGAUGAGUUUGGAUGGGAUGUCGCAAGGAAGUUGGUCGAGCUGGGUGCCGAAUCCAUCCUUCACGACAUCAACCUGAACAGGAAGAUUAUCGAGGAGCAGGGUGAUGCAUAG
This is a messenger RNA of Aureobasidium namibiae CBS 147.97, 1032 nucleotides long. RefSeq names its product porphobilinogen deaminase. Gene Ontology annotation, biological process: heme biosynthetic process. Bases 1 to 1032 code for a protein of 343 amino acids. The record is from RefSeq and is a predicted model, not a curated record. The transcript is spliced from 3 exons. Gene Ontology annotation, molecular function: hydroxymethylbilane synthase activity. Gene Ontology annotation, cellular component: cytoplasm. NCBI's taxonomy places the organism in Eukaryota, Fungi, Ascomycota, Dothideomycetes, Dothideales, Saccotheciaceae.